AUGUCCUCCUUCCCUGUCCCCAGCUUGCUCGCGCAGGAUUUAUUGCUGAUCCAGGAUAUUCUCGGGCCUCUCCCGGAACCACAAAAUGAAAAGAAGGAGAUAAAAGUAGAAGAUUCCGAUGAUAUCGACAGCUCGGGCGACGAAGCGAGUGAAGCCGAGAUUCAUGCUGAGCUCAUUCAAGUUGAAGAGGAGUCUGAUUCAGACUCCUCUGUUGAAACCUCUUCUUCUGAAUCGGAGUCGGACCACGAAGAACAGAAAAAAAACACCAAAGACGUCGACGACGAUGAGGGAGAAUCUGGAACAGCAGCGCCUCCUGCGAUGUCCUACUUCCAAACCAAAAAUGAAGUCCUUGAAUCAAACAUCACUGUCCCCGACAUAGAAGAGGUCUCUCCUGAAGAAACGUUAGAGGCAGUCGGCGAGGUGCUCAGCGUCAUCGACAAAACUGUUAUUGUCAAGGGCACCUCUUCGGUUCCUUAUGCGCUUGAUAUUGACACUCUGCUUGUAUUCGAGGACAAGAAAGUUCUCGGAUAUAUUUACGAAACUUUUGGACCUACAACGCAGCCUUUAUAUCAAGUAAAAUUCAGCACAGAGUACCCGAUUGACCCACAGAAAGUUCAAGUGUCCCGCGCGGUAUAUCAUGUACCCCGACGGAGCAAGUUCGUGGCGGUUGACCAAUUGAAGAGAUUCAGAGGCAGUGAUGCUAGUAAUAUGCAUGAUGAAGAACCUGCGGACUACGAGCUUGAAUUCUCUGACGAUGAAGCCGAGGCGGAACACAAACGAAGAAUGAGGUGGGUGCUACCUUGUAAAAAAGAAAAGGCAACCACGGCUGACUCAAAAUUUAGGCACUCGGGUGCUUCAUCUUCGAGAGCGGCAACUCCUUCGCCAGCACAAAUGCGGGAUCAGGACAUGCCCUUCUAUGAAACAAAUCCCUAUGCAGAUAACAGUGCAUACGAUGACAAUUAUGGAGCUGGGCCUUCUUCUCGACCGGCCCCCAUGCCAUACGACGAUCCCUAUUCUGACGACUAUACCAACAUGCAAACACCACCACCACAACCACCACAAAACUCGAUUUCAAAUAUCGGUCGCGGAAGGGGGAGAGGAAGUCGCGGUCAAAGGAGAGGGCGAGGUGGAGGCCAUCGUUCACAACGGUUUGACGACCGCCGCAGUUCCCAGCCACCACCACAAGCCCGAUCGAGUUCACCAACAUCCAUGGCAAUUGCUCGUGCUACUGGACAAUACCCAGAUGGCUCUGGGUAUGUCCAACAAGCGUCGCAAACACAUUUGAAUCCCACCGCACAAUGGCCUGAUCCAUCUCAGUUCAAUUUCGGGACACCAUCAUCGAAUGGUUUUGUGCAGCCUCACAUAAACCCUCGGUUUGCGUCUGCAUUUGGGUUUGGGGUUGUACCCCAGCAGCCCCCGUAUCAAUUUCAGCCGGGAAAUAGCUGGACAAACUCGAACCAGUGGAACCGGCCCCCCGGCACGUAG
Mycena indigotica is the source of this 1485-nucleotide messenger RNA. RefSeq names its product ACT-7 domain-containing protein. The transcript is spliced from 3 exons. Gene Ontology annotation, molecular function: RNA binding. The coding region runs from base 1 to 1485 and encodes 494 amino acids. NCBI's taxonomy places the organism in Eukaryota, Fungi, Basidiomycota, Agaricomycetes, Agaricales, Mycenaceae. Gene Ontology annotation, biological process: ribosome biogenesis; box H/ACA snoRNP assembly; pseudouridine synthesis. Gene Ontology annotation, cellular component: sno(s)RNA-containing ribonucleoprotein complex. The record is from RefSeq and is a predicted model, not a curated record.